GUACACUGGAUUUCCAGCGUCAAACCACCAACAAAAUAGCGACUGCUUACUGUAGACUUGACAGAGUAUAAGCAGCGACCAAGCAGUCAAAACAAGCUUGUGUUCUUGUAUCGCGAAUCAAGGAAGCUGUCUAUCUAAUCAGUUGAUUGUUUUUGCUUGGGAUUUCCACCCCAGCUGCUCAAGAUUGCAUCCUGGUCGACGAAGCGUUCUUGGCUAUCAUCCCCAUCUGGGAUCCCACUAAAUCUUCAUACUCGCCUGCUUUUACUGACGAUUUCUUUCUUCGCGCCUUCGUUUUUUUCACUCAUCCUUCACUUCAGCCCAGAAAUCGAAUUUACUUUAGUCCUGCUAUCCAUGCAUUCUGGCUCAAGUGUUUUCCGAAUUUAACGGCUUCGUCCCGUGGCUAGCUAGCUCAACAAGAAAACACUAGUGUACGACAAUAUCAUUUCUUCCAAAUUUUAUCACCGCCGAAACCAUGCAAGGAAUUACCUUUGCCGCUUUCCUCCUGGCAGCCGCCAUGCCCGUGAUCGUGAAGGUAUUUCUCCGCGCCGGCCAUAGCAAGUCCCUCUUCUCCUCGCUGCCGUCCUCGAUCCGCCGUUGCAUCCGCUUCGUCCAGCUCCUUGCCGGGGGUGAGCAGCAACAGCAGCAGCGCGGGGGCAUCUACCCGUCCUCGCCGCUGCUCGGUUGCUGCGGCGGCGGCGGUGAGACGCCGCAACGGGUCCAGCAGCGAGGCCGCCCUGUUCGUUCCGUUAGCUACAACGAUGCGUACGCGAGGAACCUUGAAGCUGACCAUGACCUCUCUCCGCCCACCAGCCUGGAUGACCUCCUGCUCCGCAACAUCAGGGGCAGCAGCAGACCUCCCAGCCGCAGCGGCAGCCGGCCGCCGAGUCGCAGCAACAGCAGGCCCCCGAGCCGCAGUAACAGUAGGCCUUCUAGCCGCAGCGGCAGCAGGCCGCCCAGCCUCGGCGGCGCCAUGUCGCCGAUGUACGCUGCGUCGACAAUCCCCGCGAAGCCGACCCGUCGCCCUUUUCUCCGCAAGUCGAGCUACGACUCAACCCACUCGUAUAAUGCUAGUGUUAACUCUGUCUCAUCGCCCUCCGCAGUGACCGGCAGCACCAGCGCAGUGUUUGACAGCUUCGCCAUCGGCCUCGGUGGCGCUUGCGACUUUGUCCCUCCCUCGGCCAGCGACUGCUCCCCGCGUGGCCGCGGCCGGACCCGAUCGUGGAACGUUGCCACGGACGCUUUCAGCAGCAGCAGCAAAAGCAGCACUUCUCCAGCUAACCUGACCAUCCUCGAGGUGAGAGAUGGCAUCGUCUACCAUCGGGAGGUGGAUGGCGAGACCGGGGCCGAGGGCGACAUGGGCGCUGGUGCGGGCGCGGGCGUAGGCGAGACAGCAGACCUCGUGGACCUGGCGGCGGCGUGGGCCUCGUCACGGGGCGUCGACACCAACGUCGGGCUCGAGCACUUUGAGGCUCGGUCCAUGCUCGGUCGCGCCAUCCGCAAAUUCAAGGCCAAGUCUCGACGGCUGAAGCAGAUGGGCGCGCGCGAGCAGGUGGUGCGCGAGGCCCGCGAGAACUGGGCCCGGCGGUCGCUCGAGUACGAAGCCGACGAGUGGGCCGCUGCCCUUGCCGCCGCCUCGGUCGUCACCACCACCACCAGCCCGAGGAGCUCCAUCUCGUCCGACACCGCCCCGCCCACGACCGUCUACCACGCCAGUGUCCCCGACGCCGCCGACCCGACCGUCCUCGAGGCCGUGGUGGAGGUGCCCCACCUCGAAAAGACGCCCGUUCUGCGCCCGGCCGAGUCCAUGGAUAGCUUGGCCCGCGACAUCGCAGCCGUGUCCGCCGAGAGUGAGCUCCCCCACUCCCCGGUCGAGUCGGUGGCGGCUACGGCCAGGCCCGUCUCCCGCGGCAAAGCGGGCGGCAAGACUGCAACGGUCGGGAGGCGCCUGAGCAUCUCGAUUCGCGGGUUCAAGAAGCGGAGCAGCAGCGCUCCCGAGAACCGCAAGAGGGCCGGGUCGGGCGCCAGUGAUUCGGCCACGAUCGGCAGGCGACGUACCAUGUUGUCCUGGGGCAGGGCCAAGUAA
This is a messenger RNA of Pyricularia oryzae 70-15, 2083 nucleotides long. RefSeq lists its product as uncharacterized. The coding region runs from base 473 to 2083 and encodes 536 amino acids. The record is from RefSeq and is a predicted model, not a curated record. Lineage: Eukaryota; Fungi; Ascomycota; Sordariomycetes; Magnaporthales; Pyriculariaceae. The transcript is spliced from 2 exons.